UCGACCUCCUCGUCCAGCAAUAGCAACAGGCAACCGUCGACGAGCUUAACCCACCUAUAGUUUGAAGUGGGUUCCCGAUUCAAGGUUAGUGAAGCUUGAACGAUAAUGUUGGAUUGUAUAUAUUCUUGUAUGGUAUAACUCAUCGUCCACGCUACAUCUUGAGCACAUAAUUAUUCAUUUCACAUAAUUUGUGAGCAAGCUUUGUACUCCGCCUCGAUUUAGUUGAGUUGUAGUUCAGCCUUCAGUGUUGUUAAGUGCUAUUCGCCUUGAUUAAUAUGAUAUGUGUCUCGUUACAACCAUGGCGUCAAAGGGCAAGGCGAAGGUGACGACCAUCGGGAGUCUAACUGUUGGUUCUAUGGGUGGUCCGUCUGGUGUUGCUAAGCCGGAACGCACUCGGCGUUCUUGGUCGAGGCGCGAGGAAGAUGUUAUGAUAAUGGCUUUGCACGACAUCGUUGCGGGAGGAUGGAAGGCGGACAACGGCUUCCGCCCCGGCCACUCAAAGAUGAUCUACGUCGUGCUGAAACGGGAGAUCCCGAACACUGAGCUGAGGGUGUCGCCCCACAUCAACUCGAAUAUCGCUACUUGGAAAAGAGACUACCACUCUUUGUCAAACAUCCUAAACCGUAGCGGGAUCGGGUUCAACUCCGAUGGUGGGCAUAGAAUUGAGUGCAAUGAUGAUCAAUGGGCUCAGAUUGUUAAGGCUGACAGCCACGCCAAAAAUAUGCGGUACAAAGCUUGGCCCUAUUACGAAGACUGGAAAACGAUCUUUGGAAAAGAUCGCGCAGCGGGUGGCAGGGCAGAGGAGGUAGCCGAGGCUGAUGAAGUCCUCCAUGGCCCAGCAGCCUCCGUGGCCGAUGAGUCCAAGCCGAAUAUGAGUCCUUUCCACCUCGAUGAUUUCUACACUGAGGAACAGAUCAAUGAGGGACUCCAGUAUGAUGGUCAGGGGUAUGCAGCUUCUCUGGACAACGACGUAACAACCACACCAAACCUUGCUGCUCCGAAGAAGGCACUCCGCAAGCGCAAGGUUGAAGAUCUUAUGGAGUUGAUGUUGAAUGCGAUGAACAAGAUGAAUGAGAAUACCAGUGACCGGCUCAACACUCUAUCGAUGCGUAUUGGAUACGACUAUGAUCUCAGCGCAAAGCGAGUGGAAGUUGCAAAAAUGCUAGAUUGCAUCCCAGAAAUCACAAAGAAGCAGAAGUUCAUUGCUUGUGACAUACUGGUCAAAGAACCGGAGCGUCUGGACUUAUUCUCGGGCUUCUCCCUCGUCGACAAAUCGGACUACAUUAUCCACAUCCUCGAGGAGAAGCUUGGUAUGUAGUGUUGGUCGUGUAUCGGCUGGUAAUAUCGUAGGGCUGUGGAAUGUGGACGAAGACAAUUCUGUAUGAUGCAUAAGUAUUAGUUAUCUAGAUGCAUAAGUAUUAGUUAUUUUGGAUCAACAUUCCACUCAUUUUGUGAUUUGCAUCGGCUGGUAAUAUCUUACGGCUGUGGAAUGUGGACAUAUAAAUCCAAAUAUGAUGCAUAAAUAUUAGUUAUCCAGA
Molecule: messenger RNA, 1538 nt
Organism: Salvia hispanica
Lineage: Eukaryota; Viridiplantae; Streptophyta; Magnoliopsida; Lamiales; Lamiaceae
Source: RefSeq, a predicted model, not a curated record